This is a messenger RNA of Trametes versicolor FP-101664 SS1, 1147 nucleotides long. RefSeq names its product acyl-CoA N-acyltransferase. NCBI's taxonomy places the organism in Eukaryota, Fungi, Basidiomycota, Agaricomycetes, Polyporales, Polyporaceae. Gene Ontology annotation, molecular function: guanyl-nucleotide exchange factor activity; aralkylamine N-acetyltransferase activity. The transcript has 4 exons. Gene Ontology annotation, cellular component: cytoplasm. The record is from RefSeq and is a predicted model, not a curated record. Gene Ontology annotation, biological process: small GTPase-mediated signal transduction. Bases 68 to 1129 code for a protein of 353 amino acids.
CUUGCCAUACCGCGCAGCAGCAGGUACCGAUCGCGAGAGCGAGUUCAGCUGUCCGGAGUUAUCAGCGAUGUCGGUUUUCUACGAUCUUGUUUCCGCGGAGGAGCUGGAAGAUGCAGCCGGGAUAGAAGCUCGCGCAUACCCGGCAGACGAGGCCGGCAGCUUGGAGACCUUCAGAUAUCGACAGGCGCACGCCCCCGAGCUGUUCCUCGGGGCCUUCCUCCCCGGGCCCGAUGGCACAGGACGCACCCUAAUCGGCUACGUCUGCGCGACAUGCUCCCCAGACAGUGAGCUCACACCCGAGUCCAUGGAGACGCACGUCCCGGGAUCGCCGUCCAUCUGCAUCCACUCCGUCUGCGUGGAACCGGCCCACCGCCGCAAGCGCGUCGGCCUCGACCUCCUCAAGGAGUUCGUGGCGCAGGCGGAGCUCGCUGCGGCCGAGGGCGCGGGGUACGAGCGUAUCUUGCUGAUCACGCACGACGAGCUGCACGACUUCUACACGCAGGCCGGGUUCGAGUAUGUGGGGCUGAGCAUGGUCGUGCACGGAGCGCGCGCGUGGUCCGAGAUGCGGAAAGAGCUCCGCGGUGCGUACCAGGCACCCGCGCCAGCAGCAACAUCCGAGGCGGCGCAGGAGGUCCCCGCGGGACUAUGGGAGGCGUUGCAGCGGUCGUCGACGCGUACACGACCGGCCGCACGCCUACUCACGUCCUUCCCGAACGCGGUGAAAGACGUCGUCUCAAACAUCGACGGAGACAGCGCUGGGGGCGUGCCGGAGAACACGUAUGACCUGUUGUGCCCCCGCUCCGGGUGCGGCAGCGUGAUCCUCAAGAGCGGCGUCGCGAGCUGGGUUGAGCGCGAGAGCGUGCAGCUGGACCUUCCGGGGCAAACCCUGCCGGAGUGCCUGGGUGUGCUCCCGGUCCCGCCGGCGACUGCGCAGUGGUGGCUCGUGAAGCCCAACCCCAUGGCGUUCGAAAAUAUUGGGUUCUCGCGCGCUGUGCAGACGACGGGUCCUGGCGGCGGCAGGCUGAAGUUCCUGGCGUGCGCCGAAUGUGACCUGGGACCCCUGGGAUGGUGUGAGGAAGGCGGAUCCGAGUUUUGGCUUGCUUGCAAUCGUGUCGGAUACCUGGCUUGAAAUGGAUGUUGUUCAAAC